GAACCAAACCACAAAAAUUAUACAAAGAGAGAAACCAAAAAAAAUGGAGAUACAACAAUCAUGGAGAUUAAGAUUAUCGUUCAAGAAUGCGACCAUAGCUUUGAAUAUCUUCAAUCUCUUUGUUGCUCUCUUCUUGCUUCAACGGUUUCUUUCUUCUACUUCCUCUCGCACCAGAUCAUCUUCUAAUCAACCCAAUUCAGCCGGCUUCGAUUACGUUAAGGAAGCUGAAGAUAUGCGCAUUGCUAUGCAACCUUUCAAGCUGAUAGAAAGAGUUAAGGAGAUUCAGCAGGAAGCAUACACCGAUCCUGAAACAAUCCAACAGAAAGAUGCAAAGCAGACUGCCGCAGUCGAUCUUUCCAAAAGAUUACAGGAUUUCCGUUCCAUAAAUGAUGCUUCUAGCUUGAAAGCUUUAGAAGAGUGGCGGAAAAGGAAGAUGGAGCGAGCUCGACAAAGGGAGCUGGAGAAAAAUGGAACCCAAGUCACCAAAGAAUAAAGACGGAACCAGAGGUGAAACCGAAUGAUCUUUGGAUCUUCGGUUUUCUAAAACUGAUGGUCAUCUCUCGAGCUUAAGCAGCCCCCGUCAUAUUGCGGGACAGAGACAUGAAUAUAAGUAGGCGAUGUAAGAACAUGAAAGAAAUAACUCCAUAGAUGUGGAUAUAUACCACUGAUAUACUGUAACACCAUUGAACUUUGUCGUCGAUUGUACCCGGACAUGAAUAUAAAGGUAAGAAAUCGAAUACAACCAUUUCAAACAUA
Hibiscus syriacus is the source of this 756-nucleotide messenger RNA. RefSeq lists its product as uncharacterized. Lineage: Eukaryota; Viridiplantae; Streptophyta; Magnoliopsida; Malvales; Malvaceae. The coding region runs from base 44 to 493 and encodes 149 amino acids. The record is from RefSeq and is a predicted model, not a curated record. The transcript is spliced from 4 exons.